UUUACACUUUCAUCCAUUGAAAUGCACGCGGUGCUUCGUUGCGAGCGAGACGCCGGUUCAAAAUAACAGUGAACCGUCCGGUCUUAUCGAACUAAAAUAAUAACUCAAAGUAAACGGACGUUGCAGUGAUACGAACAGAUUUCACGUGUGAUAUUGUGUACCUAUUGGACGCUGUUAGUGUUUGAACUGUUGUAAUCAACGGCUAGUAUUUUUCUUGUUUUUCGGAGAAAGCGAUGCACAUGAACUGAGCGAUGGGUCAGUCGGAGCCGGUUCGGACCUCGCGCACAAGUCCGCGGGCGCGACGCUCUCCCGACCUCCCGCCGCUGCCGCCCCAGAUACAGCCCUGCAGCGGUUUCCUCGGCAACGGCAAGUCAGUGAUCCGUCCGAUAGCGUUCAAGCCGCUGGGGGGGCGCCUGUCGGCUGGAGGGGAGAGAUAUGGCUCCACACCCGUCCUGGCCAGCAGACCACCUUCACACUUAACUCUUUAUGGCAGCUCAUCAGACGUGCGGGAAGGUCGAUGGUGCGGCUCACCGCAGCCUGCCUCCCUGUCAGCGCUUCCACCAGCCACACCGUCAGCACCAAUUCAUCAGAGGCAUCACUCCGCUAUUGUCACAAAGUCGAGUUCUGUAUUGAGCGGCGCGGAGAAAGAGCCAGUGCCGGCGCCGUCGCCUGCCGACUCAGGAGUCGCUGAACUGGAGAGAGACCAACAUGACUAUAGCACAACGGAACGCGUCCGAAGUCACGAGGUUCGUGUGCGAGCAGCCCGAGGUCUCAUGAUGCAGAGCUUCGGACGCUCCCGAGAUGAGCGGGACGCGGAACUAGCGCGCGUCAGGCGGGACCGGGCGUUGCUGCGUCAAAGGUUGGAAGAUACUGAGUGGAGUCUCUGUCAGAGAGCUGGGGAGAUCGCGUUGUUGAAGACACAGCUUAAGGAUGCUCAGAACGAACAAACAGCAAAGGGACACGAGUACCUCACCCUGAAGGCAGACUGCCGCCAACUGAGAGAAGUCCUCGACAAGAAAGAGAAAGAGAUCAUGAGGCUCCGAGCGGAGACGGACGAAAAGGAAAAAUCCAUCAACCGACUGCAAUCAGAAGUCGAUCGCCUCACCAACGAUCUCAUGGAAAGCGUAACAGACCUCACCAAGACCAAGGAAACCAGCAAAAAUGAAAUUGAAAGACUAAAAACCGAGCUGAAGGAGCUUAGACAAGAACUAUCAGACAUCUCCCUUAGCGGGUACGAAGGCAUCGAGUGCGGGAGGACCAUGAGAGGCAUCUACGACGUCUGCAAAACUAACGAGUACCACUGGAACUCCAGUGAUAGUGCCUUAGAAGAUGCUGAAGUUCAAAGACUGAAUGGAGAACUGCCAGACUCGUGCAGCGAGCCCUGCGCCGCCACCGCCAUCGUCGACAGACUCAAGUGCGAGCUCGAAGCUAAAGAAACCCAGUUCAACAAUGAAAGGAGAAAAUGGUCCGAAGAAAAGGACAAAGUACUUCGAUACCAGAAACAAUUACAGCUGAACUAUGUCCAAAUGUUUAAGAGAUCUCGUACCUUAGAGGCAGAAGUGGACGGGCUGCGGUUAGAACUAGAAUUAUGUAACAAGAACAUGAAAAACUUGAACAAACAUGGCAAGACUAUCGAGCUAUAAACAUUACCAAAUUCAAAUAAUUUAAUAAUUAAUAUUUAUAUUUAAAUGGCUAUUUUCUAAUGUAAAUAUACGAUUAAGAGAAAAGGCGAGAUGAUUACUAAUGUUAACAAAGAAGUGAGGAUGGUUGAUGAAGAGAGAAUACUCGAAGCUGUUGAUGUUCAUCAAAGAGUGGCAGAUCGUGGUUUGAGGAAUGUAAACUAUGACGAUUUCUUGCCUUAUAAAUGACAAUAUGAAGCUGUAGUUGAGUUUAUCAAAGUUAUGUUAGAAUAUUGCCGUCAUAAUACUCAACUAGCAGGUUAGAGAAGGACGUACGUGUGGACCAAUUGUUGCAAAUUAUGUUAUGUCGGAGUAAAAUAUCUAUAUAUAUUUAAAGAAUGUGAUUUAUUGAGGUAGUGCUUAGAAGC
This is a messenger RNA of Spodoptera frugiperda (fall armyworm), 2047 nucleotides long. RefSeq names its product leucine zipper putative tumor suppressor 2 homolog. The transcript has 7 exons. The record is from RefSeq and is a predicted model, not a curated record. NCBI's taxonomy places the organism in Eukaryota, Metazoa, Arthropoda, Insecta, Lepidoptera, Noctuidae. Bases 252 to 1643 code for a protein of 463 amino acids.